UGUGAGAAUUAGUGACAUCUAAUGGUGAGAGUGCAGAUUACAACAGUGGCUUCAUGUACCAGAGAGGAUGCUUUUCUUCAUUCUCUGAUACAAAACACACACAUAUGCCUAAAACACAUAUAAAAGGCAAAUUAUGUUUUAUUUUAAAGCAGUUAUACACUUAAAUAAACACAUGUAUGAGCUCUAUUCAAUUGCUCCCAAUAAAAACCUCCUUAAUGUUACACACAAGCUUUCCCUUUUCCAAAUGACAACACUGUGAUCCAUGAAUUAUGAUCAUUCACCAUUUCCAGUGAUAAGCCCACAGACUGACACCUAAGCAAAUACUAUUAUAUUAUAAUACUAAGUCAUUGAUCACAAUUUAUAAGUUUAAUAUUACAAAUAUUAAUGAUCAAAUUGUCAUCAAACUGUCUCAAAAGUAUAUAUAAGAUCCUUAAAAAUGACUAAUUCUGACUUUAACUCAAAGACAAAGAUUUUAAGAGUUAAACCGUGAUAGUUUUUGGAGAAUGAUUAUUUAUCUGCACAUUUCUGAGUUGGAUCUUUUCUCUGUGUGUCUUAAAUCAAUUAAGUGUUUUGUAAUUUUUCAAAGACAAAGAAGCUCCUCUGUGGUCAACUCAUGAGACAAAGCUGCUCCUGUCCCCACUUCGCAGGUGGAUUGUCAUUUUUUUGGGGGUCUCAGUUUUGUCCCCGUGUAACUCUUGAACUAUACUGACAUCUUGUGGCCAUUCGUAGACACUACAACCGGAGCGCCUCUCUUCCGCAUUCAACUCAAUCUAGACUAUUACAUCAGCAUCGUGAAGACUUUCUCCUCAGGCUUCAGGUGGAAAUGCUUGAGCAACUCUCUGAAGACGUUGCUGAGAAAACGGAAGUACAACCUCUCACGAGUUUACGUCUGCGCGCGUGAGAUGGGGUGUAAACGCAUCGUGUGGUAGUGAAUGUGGGGAUAUUUCAUCAGGUCACGCUCGCUCGUGUUGCGCUGCCCGUGGGUCAACGACAAGAAGACUGCGAGGACGGCACAGUAUCUGAUGAAAUCAUGGCUCCACACCCUGCAGUCCAGGCAAUCAUUGACUUCACAGCUGGAGCAGCAGGCGGGACGGCCUGUGUGCUGAGUGGUCAGCCGUUCGACACGGCAAAGGUGAAGAUGCAGACGUUCCCCUCCAUGUACCGCAGCUUCGUCCACUGCUUCGCGUCCAUCUACAGACAGGUGGGACUGCGCGGCCUCUACAAAGGCACCACACCGGCACUGAUAGCCAACAUCUCUGAGAACGCUGUGCUCUUCCUGAGUUAUGGCCUCUGUCAGGACGCCGUCCGCCUCAUGUCCCGGAUGGACAAAGGAGCAGAACUCAGCGAUGUUCAGAGGGCAUCAGCAGGAUCUUUAGCCUCCAUCUUCUCUGCCAUGGCGUUGUGUCCCACUGAGCUGGUGAAGUGUCGCAUGCAGGCCAUGCAUGAAAUGGAAGCGUCCGGCAAGGUCCCGAGUGGACAGCGGAGCACAGUGUGGUCAGUAGUGAAGACGGUGCUGAGAACCAACGGCCCUCUGGGCUUUUACCAAGGACUGACGUCCACCGUCGUGAGGGAGAUGCCGGGAUACUUCUGCUUCUUUGGGGCCUACGAACUGUGCCGGUCCACGUUUGCAAAGCACAUGGGCACAGAUAAAGACGGUAUAGGUAUUCUUCCACUCAUGUUCAGCGGCGGAUUUGGGGGAGCUUGUCUUUGGCUGGUGAUUUAUCCCAUAGACUCUGUAAAGUCCAGGAUCCAGGUGCACUCCUUAGCCGGGAGGCAAGAGGGCUUCAUGAAAACCUUCCUGGGCAUCGUACGCACCGAAGGUUUCCCUGCUCUGUACUCUGGCCUCACUCCUACCAUGAUACGCACCUUCCCUGCCAACGGCGCCCUCUUCCUGGCUUAUGAGUUCACUCGCAAGAGUAUGAUGGAAGCAGCUGGCGCCUGACGCGGCGCGUCACACGUAUUGUUUAAAAUGACACGACUACGCGGUUUAAAGUGUUCUCAUUUUGAGUGACGUAAGCUAAAGUAUAAUACAUUUCUAUUGGUGCUGUUUGAGAAUAUGCCAUGAACUGUGUAACGUGAAAUAAAAUGUUGUUUGUUUCAGUCACAAGUCGAGGCUUGAUAUUUAACGUGUAGUAAAGGAAACACGAUCUUGGUUGGAUUUCAGUGCGUGUUUCACAGUAACCACUUACAAGUGUUUUGAAUAUGGAAUCAGAGGAGAAAGAACAAAAGAAACACUAACAGCUACUUCAGAAAACAGUCAAUGAAUCAGUAAAAGUUGUCUCACAGAAGAAAAACACAAGAUACAAGGAAUAAAACACUUCAUCUUUACUUAUAUAUAUAUAUACAUUAAUAAUACUGUUCAUUCAAUUUUGGGAAUACUUGUUUGUUUUGUUAAGUUAAAACAUUUCAUUUGUUUUAAAUACAUACUUGUAUUCUAUUUAAAAUGAUUUAACUUAAAAUCCUGUGGAAUCAGGGUCUGAAAUUAGUUUAGUAAUGAUUUCUUUAUUGAGAUUCAUUUCUGGUUGCACUAAAGCAUGAAAUCAAAUAAUUCAAUUAUACAAGAAAGUAGAAAUGUAUCCAGAGCCUUAUUUAAUCAUAAUGAGACAAAGUGGAAAUCAAAGGUUAGGGUCUUUAGUGGAGUCUGUGUGGAGUCAGAAAAUGUACCUAGACAUUUUGCUUCAUUUUAAAUCAAAAGGCAAAAAUAAAACAUUUCUCGAACUCAUUUUUUUUUUGGGCAAAAACUCAUGUUUUACAGGGAACUGGGUGUCAUGUGACCACACAUCAGCAUCCUCACAAGAAAUGAUGCUAAUGUGCUGCUCACAUGUCAGUGAGUGUGACUGUGCAGCUUUACUGUCACUCCCAGUGGAUCUGUGGCUCUGAUUGCACUUUAAAAGCUCUUAUGUUAUGUAACGGAGAUACAGAAACAUAAGUUAUUAACUUGUAAUUACACAAUGUUAAAACGAUUUAACUUUUUGCCGUAUUUCUCUUUCUUUUGGCAUUUUGAAAUAACUUAUUGUAGAAAUGUGCUAUAAAAAUAGACUUAAUACAAUACAAUAAGUGUUCCUUUUGGCCCACUGGUCCUUUAUUAAGUUUCAAUUUUGGCUCUCAAAUGGAAAAAGUUUGGGAUUCCCUGAUCUAAUCACGACACAGCAGGUGAAAAUUACUUUUAACUCAUCUAUUUUU
Solea senegalensis (Senegalese sole) is the source of this 3183-nucleotide messenger RNA. It is a transcript of the gene slc25a15a, whose product is annotated as solute carrier family 25 member 15a. The coding region runs from base 1031 to 1942 and encodes 303 amino acids. The record is from RefSeq and is a predicted model, not a curated record. Gene Ontology annotation, biological process: mitochondrial L-ornithine transmembrane transport. Gene Ontology annotation, molecular function: L-ornithine transmembrane transporter activity. The transcript has 7 exons. Lineage: Eukaryota; Metazoa; Chordata; Actinopteri; Pleuronectiformes; Soleidae.